Anopheles coustani is the source of this 708-nucleotide messenger RNA. RefSeq lists its product as uncharacterized. The transcript is spliced from 4 exons. The record is from RefSeq and is a predicted model, not a curated record. NCBI's taxonomy places the organism in Eukaryota, Metazoa, Arthropoda, Insecta, Diptera, Culicidae. Bases 1 to 708 code for a protein of 235 amino acids.
AUGCUACCGAAAUGGAUUUCUACAGUGUUGUUGCUGGCGACGGUUGUGUGUAAUCGAGCGGAAGAAGCGCCUCAAGUUGAACCCCCGAGCGCUAUGGACUUUUCCUACGCCCAACUUUGGAAGUACGCACAACAGCAAUGCGAAACCAAAGGCAUCACUCCGUCGGAGUUUACAAAAUCGUGGCUCGCCGUACGGCAGUGCUUAAAAGAAAAGCUGAAUGUGGUCCAGUUGAAUGAGGAUUCGAUGAGAAUGGAUAUAGACAACCAGCACGACAUACUGGGUAGACACUGCCCGGAUCUGUUCGAGGGAGUCAAAUGUUUCGACCCGUUCGUGAGCAUGGUGCAGGGCUGCGUUAACACGGAGAGCUUCGAGAUCUUCCAAGCCUUGCGUGGCUGGUUCCAGGGCAUCUUGGAGUACCUUUGUGAAAACAACGGCGCUAACGUUGUUUACGACAAGAACAAGCAUGAUAAUUGUACACAUGAAAUCAACAAGUACAUCAUUACCUGCGCUGCCGAACACGUAGUCCUCUCGCCGGAGUUGAAUCGUAAAACACUUACGCAGGAGAACUGCAAUUCGCUGGCGACGGCUAAAGAUUGCCUACUCGGAAAGCUGAAAGAUUGCAGUGUGUUCGCCAACGGGGCACGAUUGUUCUACGAGAACUUCAUUCAAAUUACGUCCUGCAAAAACUACAUACCCAAAUCCGACUGA